UGUUCAAUGAAAGCAACUUCUGCGUUUCUUCAUCAAACAAAAAAAGUUGUUAUUUAAAAACGCCCGAUUCUCUCUUAGAUUCAGCUUCUUCAUUCAUUACUUUUUUUUUUUUCUCAAUCUCUUUGUUUUCUUACAAACCCUAAUCUCUCUUAAUCAAAUCCAAUUCUUCAAUCAAAAAACUCAUGUCGACGAUGGCGGGUAUACAAGGCCAGGUUCUCGAGGUCACUGUUGUUGGGUGCCAGAAAUUGAAAGAUACAGAAUGGUUUUCAAGGCAAGAUCCAUACGUCGUCCUUGAGUAUAGCAGCUCAAGGCACCGUACCAGAACCUGCACAGAUGGUGGAAAGAACGCUGUUUUCCAAGAGAAGUUUAUGUUCACUUUGCUUGAAGGGCUUAGGGAUCUUAAGGUUGCUGUCUGGAAUAGCAAUACCCUCUCCACUGAUGACUUCAUUGGCAAUGCAACGAUUCAAUUGCAGAAGGUUCUUUCUCAGGGAUACGAUGACUGCACCUGGACUCUGCAGACUAAAACUGGGAGAUUCGCUGGAGAAGUAAGACUCAUACUGCAUUAUGCAGGAGCAAAGAAACAUAAUUACGGGUCUGCGCCAUCAGCUCCAUAUGCGCCUCAAGUGCCUCAAUACUCAGCACCUCCUUCUGCAUCUCCGUAUUCAUCAGCACCAUACACUGGACCAUCUCUAUACCCACAAGUACAACAAUACCCUCAUCCACCAUCAGGAUACCCACCAGCUGCAGCUUAUCCUCCUCAGCCAUCUGCUUAUCCUCCUCCUCCGUCAACCUCGGCUUACCCUCCGGUUCCUUCAGCUUACCCUCCUCCUCCACCAUCCUCUACUUACCCUCCUUCUCCAUACCCUCCUCAACAAUCAUAUUACCCACAAGGUCCAUACCCAGGACAAUACCCACCUCCUCCUCCGUACUAAAAGCUCCGGCGUUUAGAAUAAAGUUGUUUAUGAAUGUAUAGAGAUAAUAGUGACGGUGUUUUCUAGAAUUUGGUGACAAAUUUAUUUCCUUUUUUAAAAAUCUUCCUUGUGCAACUUCUAGCGUGAUUUGUUAAUUUUUGUGAUGGUCAGUUAAAGAAGAAGUUUGAAUCUUUUUCAUAUUAGUCAGAUCGCAUAUUUCUCUUGUAAUUCUAUUGAGUUAUUGCUCUAAACCCCUUUGUUAAUAAAUGAAUCAUCAUUCCUCAAGAGGUUCGGCAA
Molecule: messenger RNA, 1208 nt
Organism: Camelina sativa (false flax)
Lineage: Eukaryota; Viridiplantae; Streptophyta; Magnoliopsida; Brassicales; Brassicaceae
Product: 16 kDa phloem protein 2
Source: RefSeq, a predicted model, not a curated record